Paralichthys olivaceus (Japanese flounder) is the source of this 814-nucleotide messenger RNA. RefSeq names its product methylmalonyl CoA epimerase (gene mcee). Gene Ontology annotation, biological process: L-methylmalonyl-CoA metabolic process. Gene Ontology annotation, molecular function: methylmalonyl-CoA epimerase activity. Lineage: Eukaryota; Metazoa; Chordata; Actinopteri; Pleuronectiformes; Paralichthyidae. Gene Ontology annotation, cellular component: mitochondrion. The record is from RefSeq and is a predicted model, not a curated record.
CGCGUGUGUGCGUCUGAGUCGCAGGUAAACAGGCUCACCGAGAAACCGUUCCGGCGCCGCUUGGUUCCGGGGUAAAAAGAUGGCGUCCGCCGUGCUGAAGGUUGCAGUGGCAGGUCUCUCCAGAUGUUCCCGUCUCACACUCCUGAGGGCUUAUUCAAUGACAGCAUCCCUCCAUCAGGGCGUUCCCUCAUCUCUGUGGAAGCUGGGGAGGCUGAACCACAUCGCGAUCGCUGUCCCCGACAUGGAGAAGGCCACGGCUCUGUAUCGGGAUGUGCUCGGGGCCACGGUGAGUGACAAGGUGCCCCUGCCCGAGCACGGUGUCUACACCGUGUUCGUGGAGCUCGGCAACACGAAGCUGGAGCUGCUCCAUCCUCUGGGGGAGAAGAGUCCGAUCGCUGGCUUCUUACAAAAGAACAAGUCUGGAGGGAUGCACCACAUUUGUAUCGAGGUGGACAACAUCAACGCUGCGAUAGCUGACCUGAAAGCUAAGAACAUCAGAACUCUGUCAGCAGAGCCCAGGAUAGGUGCUCAUGGGAAACCAGUGAUGUUUCUUCAUCCUAAAGACUGUGAUGGUGUGCUGGUGGAGCUGGAAGAAGCGUGAAAACCUCAGUAUGGCCGGGACUGUGGUCACUGUUAAUUCACCAUCACAUAUUCCAGAGUGCAUCUGAUUAUCAACAAAUGUUGAUUUUGUAAUAUUGCUCGUUGUAGCACUCAUUUCAGAAAAGUGCCUCACUGUUGUUCACAGCUGUUCUUGUUGGGAAUAAAUUACAGACUGGUGUGUGUUAUGAAACUUUCCAUAAAGUGUAUUUCCAGU